AUGCAAAGACUAUAUAAUUUUGAGGAUGGUAGUGUAUAUGAGGGAUAAUGGUCGAAUAAUAAAUAGAAUGGGCAAGGUAAAUAGAUCUAUCCUGACAGCAGUUCUUAUGAUGGGAAUUGGAGUAAUGGCAUGAAGAAUGGGAAAGGAAUUUACAAUUUUUCUGAUGGUAGUUAGUAUUCUGGAAUGUGGAAGGAUGAUCAAAAGCAUGGUUUAGGGAAAUAUAAAUAUAAAGAUGGGAGUUAUUACGAUGGAGAAUGGCAAAAGAAUGUUUAACAAGGAGAUGGAAAGUUUGUCAAUGUUGAUAAUAGCCAAUAUGAAGGGUAAUGGGUUAACGGAAAGAAACAUGGGCAUGGCAGAUACUAUUAUGUUGAUGGAAGCUUUUAUGAAGGAAAAUGGGAAAAUGGUUAAAAGAAUGGAUUGGGAAAGAUGUAAUAUAAAAAUGGAAGUUUUUAUAAAGGAUUAUGGAAGAAUGAUCAAAAGAACGGAAAAGGAAUCUAUAAAUAAUUAGAUCGAAGUUGUUAUGAAGGGGAGUGGUUGAAUAAUAAGUAAAAUGGUUUUGGUAAACAAACUUAUUAAGAUGGGAGUAUUUAUGAGGGGGAUUGGAUUGAUGCUUAGAAAAAUGGGAAUGGCAAAUAUAAAUAUCCUGAUGGUAGUUACUAUAAUGGAUAAUGGAAGGAUGGGUUCAAGCAUGGGUUUGGAAAAUAUAAAUUUACUGAUGGCAGUUCAUAUGAAGGUGAAUGGGUAAAUAACGUACAACACGGAUAAGGAGUCUUCAUAUAGCAAGGAGUAUUUUAAAAAGGCAUUUGGUUUAAUGGAAUGUUAACCGAUAUUAUUAGUUGUGUUACAUCUAGAAAUAGCAUAGAACUUUGA
Messenger RNA from Paramecium tetraurelia, 870 nucleotides. RefSeq lists its product as uncharacterized. NCBI's taxonomy places the organism in Eukaryota, Ciliophora, Oligohymenophorea, Peniculida, Parameciidae. The record is from RefSeq and is a predicted model, not a curated record. The transcript has a single exon.